Molecule: messenger RNA, 444 nt
Organism: Emiliania huxleyi CCMP1516
Lineage: Eukaryota; Haptophyta; Isochrysidales; Noelaerhabdaceae
Gene: RME1A-2
Product: RME1A, RME-1/EHD family protein
Exons: 1
Biological process (GO): endocytosis; endosomal transport
Cellular component (GO): intracellular membrane-bounded organelle; cytoplasm; plasma membrane
Molecular function (GO): GTP binding
Source: RefSeq, a predicted model, not a curated record
AUGCCGAAAAAGGAGCCGGUCGCCGAGAUCUUCGAGAGUGUCUCGGACGGUCUCAAGCAGCUGUAUCGCUCCAAAAUCCGGCCGAUCGAGGAGGCGUACAAAUUUGGCGAGUUCUACUCGCCGUAUAUGAACGACUCGGACUUUGACGCCAAGCCGAUGGUGCUGCUCCUCGGUCAGUACUCGGUGGGCAAGACCUCCUUCAUCAAGUACCUGCUCGGCCGCGACUUUCCCGGCGCGCACAUCGGGCCCGAGCCCACCACCGACCGCUUCAUCGCCGUGAUGCACGGCCAGGAGGACAAGACGACGCCUGGAAACGCGCUGGCCGUCUCGGCCAACAUGCCGUUUCGCGGGCUCGAGAUGUUUGGCAACGGCUUCCUCUCAAAGUUCCAGGGCGCCCAGCUCGACUCGCCGCUCCUUCACCACGUGACCCUCAUCGACACGCCC